AUGGAUGCAGUCGACCGUCAAGAGUAUCCUGCUAUGCUGGAUCGAUUACAACCAGCUGCGGCGGCAACAAAACUCAACGAGCGUGUGAAGAGGAUAAACAAAGUGAACACGGAAAUUGCGGAUUGGUUGCAGGAACGUCGGAAAGUAGAAGAACAAUAUGUUGCCGGCCUCCGAAAACUUGCGCGCAAACCUUUACAAGAAACUGGAGGAGAAUUGGGGGUAUUUGAUGCACCAUGGAGAAAAAUCGUGGGUUCGGUCGAAUCAAUCGCGGAUUCUCAUUUCAAUCUAUCCGAACGAAUUUCGAAGGAUGUUGAACAACCUUUGCGACAAUUUGCUACACAAAAUAGAGAAAUGCAGGCAAUGACGACAAUGCAAGGCAACCUCACGGCUAUGGCUAAGGAAGUAGACGAUGCGCAGCAUGCAUCGGACAAGCUCAGCAAGAAGGGGGGGAAAGCAAGCACCCAGAAGGUGGAAAAUGCGGCUGCUAAACUACAGAGUGCUGAACAACAAUGGCAAGCUCAGGCUCCAUUCAUAUAUGAAAGUCUUCAGGUGGCAGACGAAAGACGGUUGAAUCACCUACGAGAUAUCCUUACGCAAUUCGAAACCCACGAAGCCGAUAGAAUUGAGAGAAGUCGAGUAGCCGUUGAGCAGACCCUUACAGCAUUAUUAGAGGUAGACACUGCUCAGGAAAUUAGGAAUUGGUCGGAAGCAACCACCGGUGGUAGGCCUGUCACUGAGCGGUCCAAUAGAAAUAUUUCUAGCGCUGGAGAUAGUGGCGGUCCCGCAUUACCAAUACCUCCUCCCACCCCAAGGUCUACACACUCAGCUGCUGCUAGUGAUGUCUCCAAGCAAGAAGGUUCUGGUGAGUCGAAGAUAAAGAGCCGCUUUGGCACGAUGCUUCAACGUAGACGCCAAAGCAUUCAUGGAGGAUUUGCUCGCGCCCCGUCACCGAACAAGGGAUUCUCAACUAUAAAUCGCAAUUCCAACAGCAGUUCCGGACGACCAAAUCUGUCACCUCAUACAUCAUCAAACAACUUACGAGACUCCACUUCGCAAGACAAUCGACUCUCUGCUCUCCCCGAAUCACCAUCGAAUCGAGAUACACUGCAACCUAAUGGCAAUUCUAAUGGUGUGGGUCAAGAAUCAUUGGGCGUAUCGGAUAUGGUUAGGCCAGCUACCUCUAAUGGUGUAUCAAGCCCGGGAAUGAUGGAUUUAUCGGAGGUUGAGCCACCUCCAGGUCCACCCCCAUCGCAUUUCAAAGAGACUCAGAAGGAUUCUGAAGGCUUCUCGGUACCGGCAGCCAUGGACGAUCCUAUAUCGCAAGCUCAACAAGAGGCUCAAGAGCAUAACGAACCUCAAUUUAAGCUAGACAUUCGAGAUCAACCCAUUCCCGAGCAAGAUGCAGAUGCACAAGCUGCAUUGUCAAAUGUCGCCAAUACUUUGCGUUCAUCUCAAAUGCCCACUUCAGCUCGAAAAGUUGGUACCGUCCGAGGCCGAAGAGAUGUUCGAAAUACGGUCUAUGUUCCUUCGCCUAAUCUUGAGGUAGGUAGCAUAGAAAACAAUUUGCCUCCUUCGCCAGCUCUCCCACCGGGGGCAGCACGUGCGGCUGCCUUCGCAGCUAUCUCCGAACAUGGGCAUGGCCAUGGUGCCCCAAGUGUAUCUGAUACAAACUCCAUUCGUUCCGGGCAUUCUCUUCAUAAUAAUGUUGUGGUCAAGCAUGGUGAUAUGCACCACCCUGGCCUCAAUGCGUCAAUGAUAGAGACUGUCAAUGCCACUAUAGAAAAUGGAACAGUUAAAACAGUCAAAAUCAGUGGGGAGGUCGCUUUGAUCUACAUAUCGUCAGCGAAUGGUACUCCGUUACCAGCUUCAGGAACCGAGACAAUCCGCAUCAACAACUUCCCCGCUCUAGAAGCUAUCGGCCCUAACAGAACAUUCAUUCAUCCAGUCUCAUCAGAGAAACCGGACGAAUUCACAGUUGACCUUGCAUCAGUAUCGCAUAAAAUAUCUCCAGCAUUCACUUAUCGAGUGCACCUCGAUGACCAGGAUAUAUCUGCACAUUCACCUGUGCUGUUGAAGCCAGCGUGGAAACCUGUUGGUGAUAAGCUUGGUCUUAUCAUCGAGUACGCACUCAAUCCAGCUUUCUCAUCCGAUCCCGUAGCUUUCAACAACCUCGUUAUCGUAGGUAAAUACGCAGGCGCUGGAGCUGCUGUAUGUAAAUCCAAGCCUACUGGCACCCACUAUCGUGACAAACGUUCUAUCGUUUGGCGUCUUGGAGAUGUUACGCUCAAUCAUGAAUGGCAUAAAAUGAGCGCUUUAUUCUCCGGACCAGAUGGUGCAGUUCAACAAGCAGAUCAUGCCGAAGCCAGGUGGGAAGUGCAACGGCCAAUUCUUGACAAUGGCAUCAGUAUUUCGAGAUUGGAAGCAGUUAAAGGUGCAGAGGAAUCGGAUCCAUUUGCAGAUGAGUCAUUAGCUCCAACGGGAGGUAAUUGGGUUGAUGUUGAAACAAGUAGGAAAAUUGCCAGUGGAGUGUAUGAGGCAAGGCAGAUUACAGCGUGA
Sclerotinia sclerotiorum 1980 UF-70 is the source of this 2556-nucleotide messenger RNA. RefSeq lists its product as hypothetical. Bases 1 to 2556 code for a protein of 851 amino acids. The record is from RefSeq and is a predicted model, not a curated record. The transcript has 6 exons. NCBI's taxonomy places the organism in Eukaryota, Fungi, Ascomycota, Leotiomycetes, Helotiales, Sclerotiniaceae. Gene Ontology annotation, biological process: septin cytoskeleton organization. Gene Ontology annotation, cellular component: cell division site; plasma membrane; cytoplasm.